UUCCUUUAUGAUCCCGGGAUCUCCCACUUUCCUCACCAGACAUCAGUCAGCAACACAGGCGAGCACAGCUCCUGCUCUCUCUCGCUCUCUCUCUCUCUCCCUCGCUCUCUCUCUCGCACGCUCAGAGACGCGCUCACAGCCUCCAGCCUGCUGCUGCAGCGCAUCCAGACGCUUCCGGAGGGAGACCGACGAACAGCGGCCGGGACCACAGACGCUGGACCCCUCGUUCGCGCCGAGUCAGACUCACGCAGGAGCCGAGCACGACGAGACAUCAGCCGCUGCGGCUCGCACGAGCGCCAGGGAUCUACGGCAGCGCGGAGCAGUUCAAGCCCCCCGGGGAAGACGCGGGUCUACGGUUUAUUUGCCCUCACGCGCCGGUGAUCGUCCUCCGUCGCUACCACAAUGUCCGAGGUGCUGCCAUACAACGAGGGGAAAAUGAGCGGCUACGGGGCGGACAGCGACGUCAACCAGAUGUCCUUUAGCUGCGGACUACAGGACACGAGCGCCUUUUUCGCUGCGUCGCAGGGGAAAAGACCCCCGAAGCUGGGACAGAUCGGCCGAGCCAAGCGAGUGGUCAUCGAGGACGACCGAAUAGACGAGGUCCUGAAGGGGAUGACAGACAAGUCUUCACCCGGGGUUUAAACGCGAACGAUGCCUUGCAGACUUUUUUUAAUUUCGAUCACCGAUUUGAAGCACUUGUCGGCUGUGCAUGUUCGAGGAUUAGAGGAGAAAACGACGGCACGAAGGCGAGGAUGGGAGGAUGAACGGAAGCGGAAAGAAAGGGGCAAAGAAGGGCAAAAAGGAGAAAGGAGGUGAAGUGGUAAAAGGGAGAAAUGGUGAAAUGUUGAGAAAGAGAAAGAGAGAAACUCUGGAAAAGACCAACAUUUAUCAUUGGAUUGCUGGCAAUUCUCCGAACGAAUCCCGAUUUUAAACUACUGCUGCGCAGCGAGAUGUUGAGAUGGCGGACACUGCUCUGUAUCUCAACCUCUGCUGACUUUAAUGAUGGAUGAACUUGUCAUCACUUCACCACCAUCUCGUUUAUUUAUUUCCAAAAAGCGCUGUAAGCAACAAAAUACUGCAACUGGAGGCUGACGCAAAAUCCCAGCCUCCAUUUCAAUAAGUUGUACAGUAGGUAGGCUAAGCUGUCAGACGCCCCACGCCGCCAACACCCCCCCCCCCCCCCCUCCCUCUUCCCCCCUUAGACGUUGCUUUGUUGAUUCAGUCAGCGACGGUGCAUUCAAGGGAGCUGUCCUUUCAGCACUGGUCCAAUGCAUUCCUGUUGCUGCUUACGCUUUUAAAACAGACCAACCAAACACUAUAGUCUACUAAAUAGAGGAGACCUGUUGUAUGUAAACACAUAUAUCCGAGGAUGGUGCAAUGUUCAAAUAUUUUCUGUAGUAGAAUCCCUUUAUUUUGUAUCUUCUGGCAUUUACUGUAACAACGUUAGGCCACAGGUUAAAAGUGAACCACUGGCUUCAAUCUACUCGCGUUUCCCGUCAGUGGUUAAAGGUGCACGUUGACACCUUCAUGUAGCUGUUUUACUCCUGCACAUAUCUUUACUGUUCCUCUCUCUAUUUUUUUAUCCAUUUCUAAUCUUUUGCAUUUUCUCAUUCAGAUAUCUACAGAGGCCAGCAGAGACACGGAGAUCACACUAAAUGUUUAAACUAUGAGUCAUGAAAUGGAUGAGAAAAUAUGCUUUCUUCUGUUACUUUUAUUUAAAAAGAUUUUUGGUGUUUCGUCCUCUAUAAAUUUCGAGUUUUUCUUCAUCUAUUUGCAUGAACUGUCACUCCGGUGCCAACACAGGUGCCACCACUCUUACCCUGGCACGCUUCUUUUUAACAAAAGUCAUAUUUGUAUUUUUAUAUCUAAAUAUUUGUUAUUUAAAUGAUAUGCUAGUCUAUCGUCUUACAAUUCAUCAACAAAAAUAUUUCUACUUCAGAGAGGAUAUUCAGAGUGAGACUAGGGUUCAUAGGGGAGACUCUGCGAUUUUGGUGGACUGGUCUCAUUCUAUAUCAGAGGUCGGACGUUUUUUAAAGACUAACUGAAUGUGUCUGGGGUUUUUGCACACAUCAAUGUUAAACUAUUAUUAAGAAAUCGUAUACUGUGACUUGAGCUUCGUUGAUGAAUUUGUUAGAAAAUGGCAGUUUUAGAGUAUAUUGCACUGUUUACGAGUAUCCUCAAAUAACACGUGGUUAUUUGACAGAGUUUGGACAUUACAGUUUUUGUUUUUAAAUUUUGUUUAUUUUGUACCAUUGUUUAAAGAAACUGGAUAUGGUUUGUUGUGCAUGAAACCUUAAUAUUUUCAAUAAUGAAACAUCAAUUUAUGAAGCAAAAAAUGUCAUGACAUUCUAAGAAUGGGUCAUUGUAUAUUAUGAUGCCAUUUUCACUGUAUUUGGUGAAUUAAUAAAUGGUGAAAGAAAACGUUAA
Molecule: messenger RNA, 2427 nt
Organism: Betta splendens (Siamese fighting fish)
Lineage: Eukaryota; Metazoa; Chordata; Actinopteri; Anabantiformes; Osphronemidae
Gene: camk2n1a
Product: calcium/calmodulin-dependent protein kinase II inhibitor 1a
Exons: 2
Coding region: 403-642 (79 amino acids)
Biological process (GO): negative regulation of protein kinase activity
Molecular function (GO): protein kinase binding; calcium-dependent protein kinase inhibitor activity
Source: RefSeq, a predicted model, not a curated record